AUGGCGGGCACCGCAGCCGUGUACCGGAGGGUCAUGAAGGCAGUGCAGAAGCACGUCGGCGGGAGCGCCGAUAAGAAGCACUUCCGCGAGUUCGUGGCCGCCGAGUUCCGCAGCCCGGCCGGCACGGAGGCCGACGCCAGAGCGAGACUGCGGCUCGCCGGGGACUACGCGUACCAUCUCACCAGCAUCCAACACCAGAAGAACAACCAAGAGGAGCUGGAGAGCUUCCAGGAGCGCUCGCCAUCAAACGAGGCAGCCAUCACCGAGAAGAACGAAGAUCAGCAAGAGCGAGCAAGGCAGCCGGCUGAGUCGGGCCACAACUGA
Molecule: messenger RNA, 324 nt
Organism: Triticum turgidum subsp. durum (durum wheat)
Lineage: Eukaryota; Viridiplantae; Streptophyta; Magnoliopsida; Poales; Poaceae
Source: the annotation of a GenBank genome assembly